AUGUCAGCUCCUGCCGAUACAAAGCCCCAGGUUGAGAAGAAGCCCAAGGCUCCCAAGGCUCCCAAAGCCAAGGAUGCUAAUACUAGCGCUUAUCCUCUUGAGAUUACUCCUACUCCCGAAUUUCUCCAACAUCGUAUCGACAUGUUUGACAAGUUAAAGGCUGCUGCCGACGCCGAAAUUGCUCAAAAGCCUCGUGAACCUAUCACCAUUACUUUGCCUGAUGGCACUCAAAAGGAAGGUACCUCUUGGGAGACCACUCCCUUAUCAAUUGCUCUUGGUAUUGCCAAGUCUCUUGCCGAGCGCACUGUCAUCUCCAAGGUGGACGGCGAGCUUUGGGAUUUGACUCGUCCUCUUGAGGGUUCUUGUAAGUUGGAAUUAUUGGACUUUGAAAAUGAUGAGGGUAAGAUGGUCUUUUGGCACUCUUCUGCCCACAUGUUGGGUGAGGCCUGUGAACGUCAUUACGGCUGUAACCUUUGUAUUGGUCCUCCUUUGAAGGAAGGCGGUUUCUACUAUGAAAUGGGUGUUGAAAAUCGUGUUGUAAGUCAACAGGAUUAUGCCAACCUCGAAAAAUUGGUCAGUCAAGUUGCCAAGGACAAGCAAAACUUUGAGCGUCUUGUCAUCUCCAAGGAGGAUAUCUUGGAAAUGUUCAAGCACAACCCUUACAAGGUCCAUAUCAUCAACGACAAGAUUCCCGACGGCACCUCCACCACUGUCUACAGAUGUGGUCCCUUGAUUGAUUUGUGUAGAGGUCCUCACGUUCCUCACACUGGCCGUGUCAAGGCUUUCACUAUCACCAAGAACUCUGCUUCCUACUUUUUGGGUGAUGCCAAGAACGACUCUCUUCAACGUAUCUAUGGUAUCUCUUUCCCUGACAAGAAGCUCAUGACUGAAUACAAAAAGUUCAUUGAGGAGGCUGCUAGACGUGAUCAUCGUAAGAUUGGUAAGGAGCAAGAGCUCUUCUUCUUCCAUGAAUUGUCUCCUGGCUCUGCCUUUAUGCUUCCCCAUGGUGCUCGUGUGUACAAUGCUCUGAUGAACUUGAUUAAGGAUGAAUACCAACACAGAGGCUUCACUGAAGUCAUCACUCCCAACAUGUUCAACCUGAAGCUCUGGAAUCAAUCUGGUCAUGCUCAAAAGUACAAGGAAAACAUGUUCUGCUUUGAAGUUGACAAGGAGGAAUUCGCCUUGAAGCCCAUGAACUGUCCUGGUCACUGUUUGAUGUUUGGACACAAGGAGAGAAGUUAUCGUGAUCUCCCUGUUCGUUUUGCUGAUUUCGGCGUGCUUCAUCGUAACGAAUUCUCUGGUGCUCUUUCUGGUUUGACUCGUGUCCGUCGUUUCCAACAAGAUGAUGCUCAUAUCUUCUGUCGCACAGAUCAAAUUGAGGAAGAGAUGGCUGGUUGUUUCGACUUUUUGAACGAGGUUUACGGCAUCUUUGGCUUCGAUUUCCAUUUGAAGCUUUCUACUCGUCCCGAGAACUACAUUGGCGAACUCAGCGUUUGGGACAAUGCUGAAAAGAUGUUGGAAGAUUCAUUGAAUCGCUUUACCAAGGAAAAGGGUACUUCCUGGGAGGUCGAUCCUGGAGAUGGCGCCUUCUACGGUCCCAAGGUGGAUAUUACCAUCUCUGAUGCCCUCGGUCGUAAGCAUCAAUGUGCCACUAUUCAACUCGAUUUCCAAUUGCCUGAACGUUUCAAGUUGGAAUACCGUACUGAUGGUUCUGAAGAUGCCAUGGCUCGUCCUGUAAUCAUCCAUCGUGCUAUUCUCGGUUCCGUUGAGCGUAUGAUGGGUAUUGUUAUUGAACAUUUCGCUGGUAAGUUUCCCUUCUGGUUGUCUCCUCGUCAAGUUCAAGUCAUCCCUGUUGCUGCUGCCUUCAAGGAUUAUGCAAAGGAGAUUGUUGACAAAUUAGUUGCUCUUGGUAUUUUCGCUGAUGCUGAUUUGUCCGACAAUACCCUUAACAAGAAGAUCAGAAAUGCUGAAAUUGCUCAAUACAAUUUCAUUUUCGUUGUUGGUGAAGUGGAGAUGACCACACGCUCAGUCAAUGUCCGUAACAGAGAUGAUGUUGGCACCAAAGCCAAGGGCCAAACCAUCCCAUUGGAGGAUGUUAUCAAGAGUGUUCAAAAAUUGAAGGAAUCCAGAAGCCUAGAAAAUAAGCUUUAA
Molecule: messenger RNA, 2151 nt
Organism: Mucor velutinosus
Lineage: Eukaryota; Fungi; Mucoromycota; Mucoromycetes; Mucorales; Mucoraceae
Product: autophagy protein
Exons: 6
Coding region: 1-2151 (716 amino acids)
Biological process (GO): threonyl-tRNA aminoacylation
Cellular component (GO): cytoplasm
Molecular function (GO): ATP binding; threonine-tRNA ligase activity
Source: RefSeq, a predicted model, not a curated record